Tricharina praecox is the source of this 1646-nucleotide messenger RNA. RefSeq names its product ClpP/crotonase-like domain-containing protein. Gene Ontology annotation, molecular function: 3-hydroxyisobutyryl-CoA hydrolase activity. The transcript has 3 exons. The coding region runs from base 72 to 1571 and encodes 499 amino acids. NCBI's taxonomy places the organism in Eukaryota, Fungi, Ascomycota, Pezizomycetes, Pezizales, Pyronemataceae. Gene Ontology annotation, cellular component: mitochondrion. Gene Ontology annotation, biological process: L-valine catabolic process. The record is from RefSeq and is a predicted model, not a curated record.
CCAACCUCCCCCCCCCCACCCACCCCUCUCCCCUCCAUUCCUUUAUACCCGUACGACAACCGACAAAAAGGAUGGUUCUCCGGCCCGUGCUCAGCUGCGUCCGCGCACCACGAGCUUCCUCCUCCUCCAUCUUCUCCACCAUUACACGACUGGCAAUGCCUCUGCGCGCAAAGAUCUUGCACCCUGCGUUUACGCAGUCUAUGUCUUCGAAAACGACCCCACCCUCGCUGCGAAAGAAUAGCGAUCCCGACGAUGUCCUGGUCGGAAGCACGUACGGAAUGCGCACCAUUGAGCUCAACCGCCCCGCGAAGCACAACUCGCUGAACGAGUCCAUGAUCCGCAAGAUUGUGCCGCGGCUGCAGGAAUGGGAGAAAUCACAGCUGGCAAACCUGAUCGUCAUCAAGGGAGCGGGGGAGAAAGCGUUCUGUGCGGGCGGGGACGUAGCCGCGCUCGCCGAGAAGUGCAUGAAGGGGCCCGAGGGAGUGACCGAGGCGAUCAAGUUCUUCGCGCUCGAGUACCGGCUCAACCACCUGAUCGCGACGUACUCGAAGCCGUAUGUAGCGAUCAUGGACGGCGUGACGAUGGGCGGCGGGGUGGGGCUCAGCGUGCACGCGCCGUUCCGCAUCGCCACGGAACGCACGCUCUUCGCUAUGCCCGAGACAAAAAUCGGCUUCUUCCCGGACGUCGGCGGGUCCUUCUUCCUGCCGCGCCUAGACGGAUACCUGGGUACCUACCUGGCCCUCACCAGCGCCCCGCUGAAGGGCGUCCACACCCUCUACGCCGGCAUCGCAACACACUACCUGCACUCCUCGUCGCUGCCCGACCUCGAGCAGCGCCUCUCUGAGCUCUCCUUCGCCGACAACGCCUCGAUCACGGAGCGCAACAGCAUCGUCAACGCGACAAUCGAGGAGUUCGUGACGGGCCUCCCGCCGAACGAGCCAUUCGUGCUCUCGGGCGACCUCCGCCGGCGCAUCGACCGGUGCUUCAGCCACUCGACCGUGCCAGAGAUCCUGGCGGCGCUCACCGCCGACGGUAGCCCCUGGGCUCUCGAAACCAUCUCCGCCAUCAACGCGCGCUCGCCCACCGCCGUUCACGUCGCUUUACAGCAGAUGCGCGUCGGCCGCGAGUGGACGAUCGAGCACACGUUCCAGCGGGAGUACCACAUCGCGGCACACUUCAUGCGGCACGCGGAUUUCGUCAAUGGGGUAUCCUCACUACUAAUCCGCAAGGACAAGGUUCCGCCCGCGUGGAAUCCCGCCACCGUCGGCGAUGUCAAGCAGGAGGAUGUAAACGCGUUCUUUAAUCCUCCCGUUGGCGCGAGAAAGCUGGAUAUGUUUAAGCAGGGCGCCCCGGAUUUUAAGAAUUACCCGCAUGCGUUUGGACUGCCGAGUGAGGAGGGGCUGGGCAGGAUGGUUAAGAGGGGACGCUACACGCUCAGGGAACUCGUCGAUAAGGUCGUCGAUGAGUGGGAUGGCAAGGAGGGAGUCAAGCAGAAGGUCGUCGAUGUUGUCGAGAGACGCUGUGGAAAGGACGUCAAUGGGUAUCUCACGUGGGAUGGGAGGGAGGAUUAGUGGGGGAGGGCACGGGGUGGCCGGUGACGAGUGAUCCAGAGUGCUUAGCUCUGCGCACAUGUACAGUAAAAUAUG